Molecule: messenger RNA, 1773 nt
Organism: Fonsecaea erecta
Lineage: Eukaryota; Fungi; Ascomycota; Eurotiomycetes; Chaetothyriales; Herpotrichiellaceae
Exons: 1
Coding region: 1-1773 (590 amino acids)
Molecular function (GO): protein binding
Source: RefSeq, a predicted model, not a curated record
AUGAGUGAGAAGAAGGCACGGCGUCCUCCUGUGGCGCCAAAGCCCUCCUUCAUCCAGCAACACAAUGCUGCCACGGCCAAACCCUCUCCCCUGCCCUCACCCGCCCUCCAGGGUGCCACCUUAGCAUUUGGAGCGCCUGCGGUAAAAUCGCCCAGCAUCCCCGUCUCCGCAUCACAUAAUCCAUCUGCAUCUGCAGGAGCCCUGCUUGCGGCGACCACUGCCUCUAUCAGGAAGCAGCAACAGCGGCAAAAUGAAGCCCCUUCACAAGAAUCAGCCGUCAAUCCUCGGGGUCGGGCGUUGACCACAGAAAAGCUGCCAGUCGCAGUCACCGACCACUCCUCAUUAUCUCCUCCAAAGCUUGGGCUUCGGCCUCAUCCUCCUCGAUCUACCUCUGCCGUUGCUGCCGUUGCUGCUUCUGCGAAAACAAGCCCUGUCCGCCGGCCGGAAUUGAAAAGAGACCUGGCGAGUGCGUAUCUGGCGAGGCGGGAUCCAUCUCAAGUUCGAGGCCGGGGCAUGAGCACAAGUAGCAGCAGCGAGGCCGUCUCAUCAAUCCAACAGAGCGCGGCUGCUCUCGCUGGGGCGAAGGCUUCGAUGACAACAAUAGCCCCCGUUCAGGUGCAGACUGGCACGGGCGACAAGCAUAGAAGCGAGCUAGGCUACCUUCUGAAUUUACCUCUUUAUUCUGCUCAGCCCUCAUCGGCGCCGAGUCCCUCUCUGUCAGGGGCUACGGCGGCCGCCACAGCCUCUAGGAAUGCUGCUAGUCUAGAAGCAAGAAAAAGAGUUCUAUCAACCUCUGAAGAGAGCAGCCCCAGCGCCCCGGUGCUCCGGAAUCUGACUGCCUCUCCUCAAUCGACCACUGGCUCAUUAUGGCCACGCCUCCGAGUAACACCUCCACAGACCGAUUCAGAGAGCGACACUGGACGAUCAAAGAUCGAACAUACCCCCCAACCUCUCGCAGCGCCGGUUCCAUUGCGCGCCAAUCGUGCAGCUGUCGUUGCACAAGAACAAGCCCCCGUUCAGGAUACCCGAACAGGAAUGACUGCAAGUUCUCUGGCGGACGCCAUGGUUGCAGGAUCUAUUGCAGCCACUCACACCGGCUCUCGUGGGGCAUCUCCUGCUUCGAAGAAGGUUCCGCCCCCUAUACCUCGUCGGCGCUCGAAAUCGGUGGGCGCUUUUUCAGGCGCUCGACAGUUGAUGCACCUUCCUGGCAUGAGGAGUGAGACAGUCUCGCAAACACCAAAAUUAAAGCCACUUCCUAUGCGACCUAUGAGGCAGACAUUGCGGAAUAACUCGCCGGACCGCGAUGAACAAGCCGAAGAAAAGCGUGGCCGCAGGCAUUGGAGGCGACAUCCUAACAUGCACCAUGAAGGGGAUCGAAGGCGGUGGAGAGACAAAAUAACGGAACGGGAAAGGAAGCGGUAUGAAGGUGUCUGGGCAGCAAAUAGAGGGCUACUUCUCGACUAUGACCUGGACAACCCGGACUCGGAGUUGAGAAAGGAUGGCACUCCUGCAAGUGACCUGGUCGUCAACGUUGUGGUCCGAGAUAUUUGGGAACGAAGCCGCCUGCCCAAAGAUGUGUUGGAGGAGAUCUGGGAUCUGGUGGCGCAGCCCGGUGCAAAGACGCUCAACCGGGAGGAGUUUGUGGUGGGUCUCUGGCUCAUCGAUCAGAGGUUGAAGGGUAGAAAGCUGCCGGUCAAAGUCUCGCCGAGCGUCUGGUCAAGUGUCAGGCAUCCGCAGGGUGUGAAGAUCUCCAGUAAAGCGCUGCACAAAUAA